AUGUUCAGCCCGGCAUUGCGAGAACGGCUACGACGCCUUGGUAAAUCGUACUACUCUAAACAUGAUAAACUACCUCUGACUCCUUCCUCGCUGAAUAUCCCAGAUGACGCCUCCACCUCAUCGAAAGUUGUUCAGGUAUGCCAACGCGGGUCCGACGAAGACCGAGUUGCGAUACCUGGCAAGAAACCCCGCAUCGAAAGGGCUUUAGAGGCAAAUGACUACCUGCUGAGAACUAGCAGUAGAGAAGUUGUGGCACCCGCGCCUAAAGUUGAUGCUCAAAUCAGCACCUUUGAUGGCAGUACAAAAGAACGACUCGAUGCGAAACGCGAACUGCUGCGCCAACUUCGUCUCGCAGAUUAUUAUUGUGGUCAGAAUAAAGUUGAAGAACUACAAGGUCUAGUCGAGAAAUGGACAGCCGCCGCACAACAAGUUGCCGAGGAACUGCUGCAUUGUCUGCCGGGAUCACAGCCGAGCAUGACGGACUUUUUAGACAGCAUGAACAUUGAUUUCCGUCUCAUUCGUUACAAUGCUGAAUCAGAAUCGUUCUACUGA
Molecule: messenger RNA, 552 nt
Organism: Soboliphyme baturini
Lineage: Eukaryota; Metazoa; Nematoda; Enoplea; Dioctophymatida; Soboliphymatidae
Source: the annotation of a GenBank genome assembly